AUGUAUGUGACAUACUCAGGUCAAAUGAAUAACAUGUCAACAUUGAUUAUCUUCUUCUCGUUGAUCGUUCUUAUCCAAGCAAAAACAUUACCAAGUGAUUUUAUGUUAUUGGGUCUAACGCCAAUUACUCCAUUAAUCAAUGGUCUGCCAUGUCAAGCAUAUCGUCCGUUUCUUGGAGAGAAUACUGAUUAUCUAUGUUCAAAAGUUCCUCAUUUACAUCAGAUCCUUUACCAAUCGAAUCUUGAAAGUCGCGAACGAUGUCGAUACCAUUUUCGCGACCAUCCAUGGGGUUGUCAACUGAGUUCAAAACUUGUCCCAUUAAGAAGAUUUCUACGGCAAGGUAAGCGUUAUCUUUCUAAUUUUCUUCUCAUUAAUAAUCUUUCGUUGAAAAUAGCAUCAAAAGAAGCGUCAUUUUACACGACAUUAACCAGUGCAACGCUAACAUUAAACUUAAUCAAUGCAUGUAUUAGAGGUCAAAUUAAUGAUACCGAUUGUUUAUGUUCGAAACCCGGACAAUUAUGUCAAAUAGAUUCAAAGAUUGCUUUUCAACUAUCUCAUUUAAUCACUGAUGGAAUGAACAUGACGAAAACUUUCCAGCAGAAGUUUCUGUUUCAAUUAAAUCAAGCUAACAAAGAACUCGGCCGAAAAAUCGUGCAAUCACUGAUGAAAAAAGAAUGUCGUUGCCAUGGUGUCAGUGGCUCAUGUGAAUUACAAAUCUGUCGAUUACAUCCAGCGAAAUUAGAUGACAUGAGUAGUGAAAUCUAUUUGAAUGCAUAUCAAAAUGCUCGUUACAUGGAAUCGAGUGAAUUUCUGGCAUUGAACGAAAGAACUCAACUAUUUUAUGCACGGAAAUCAAUAAACUACUGUCGUUCCAACUCAUUUAUUGAUUAUCAAGGUAUAACACAAGGACGAGAAUGUUUUAGUAAUGACGGAUGUGAACAAGUGUGCUGUCACCACGGCUAUGAAGUCAUCACUGAAAUGAAAUCGAUUGCAAAUUGCCAUUGCUACUUUUCAUGGAACAUCGUCAAUGUUCAAUGUCAACCAUUGUUGUUAUUAAUCGUUCUGAUAUUGAUUACAUUUCUAACUGACAAUGGCAAUUGUAAUCACGAUGAUCAUAGUCGAACGUAUAUUCAUCACUAUUAUCCACCACAAUUUCGCGCUUCACAUAGUCCAUCUUACGAUUUUAUCUAUAUCCCAGGUGACAUUAUUCUUGGCGGUUUUUUUCCUAUUCAUCAACCACCGUCGAAUGAAUUCGGUAGUAAUCAAUGUGCUGCCAUUAAACGUGAACGCGGAAUCCAACGUCUUGAAGCAAUGAUGUUUGCAUUAGAUGUGAUCAAUAACCGAUCAGGCUAUUUAAUGUCGUCAAUAUUGAAUAAGUAUCAGAUUCGAUUCGGUGCACUGAUUUAUGAUUCAUGUGACUAUGAAUCGUAUGCUGUUGAACGUGCACUCAACAUGCUAUUACCUUCACUUGAUCAUUGCAUGCCAAUAGCUGCACAGAAUCCAUCGGCAUUUGUGGCUGGUGUUAUCGGCAGUGCAUCAAGUAUUGUGUCGAUGGCUAUAGCAGAUAUUCUUCGUUUAGCAGAAAUUCCACAAAUAUCGUAUGCAUCAACAAGUACAGAUCUAAGUCAAAAGCCCCGUUUUCAAUAUUUCUCGCGCGUUGUUCCACCUGAUACGUAUCAAGCUGAAGCUGUGGUUAGCAUUAUUCAGUUUCUCAAUUGGACGUACGUUGCAGUUGUUAAAGAAUCGGGCUCCUACGGCGAACGUCUAACGGAUGACUUUAAGUCAAAAUUAAAGAAUAAAACUAUUUGUAUCGCUGGUGAAUUGUCAGUAAAUAACAAAGAUCUGAAUUCCUAUGUUCGCGUAAUUCGAGAACUGUAUGAAGAUGAAAAGUAUCGUUCGGUGGUUGGUGUCAUUGUUUUUGCACAAGAAGAUUCUGUUAGACAAAUUCUCAAUCAAACAUCAUCGAGAGAUGAAUUAUAUGGCCGAUGGGUUUUUCUCGGCACCGAUGGGUGGGGAAAGAAGAGAUAUCCGGUGGAAAAUUUCGGCAUUGCUGCUAUUAAUUCCAUUACAAUUGCACCAAAACUGUAUUUGAUACCAGAGUUUGAUGCAUAUUUUACCAAUCUGAUUCCGUCUAAAAACACACGAAAUCCCUGGUUUCAAGAAUAUUGGGAAGAAACAUACAAAUGUAAAUUUCCUGACACGCCGAGAACACUAUUUAAUCGAAAUUUUACUCGACUAUGCACAGAUACUGAUCAUACGCAUGCGAAUCUAUCGGUUCCAUACACCCAAGAAGGUUAUGUUCAUUAUGUUGUUGACUCUGUUUUCACACUUGUCAUUGCGAUACAAAAAUUAAUCGAAGACAAAUGUCUGCAUUCGUUGCACGAUAAACUAUUAUGUGACGAAUUCUUUCCUUUCGAUGGUACGAAACUGCUGAUUUUGCUGCGAAAUACAACCUUUCGAAAUGAAUUAUCGAAGCGUAUUAUCAAGUUCACGACCGAUGGAGAUGGUAUUGGUACCUAUGAUAUAUUUCAAUAUCAAAUGCUUGAUUCAUCUGAUCGACAUGAUUAUUUAACUAUUGGAGAAUUCACUGAUAGUGAUCAAAGUAACGAGAGAGUGCGCAUCAAUGUUCAGUCAUUAAAAUGGGUUGAAUAUGACCAUGGAUCAUCCCAAUGGACAGAUAUUUCUGUUACACCACGAUCGUUUUGUAGUAAACCUUGUCAUCCUGGUGAAAUUCGUACGAAUAUAGAUUCACAGCAAUGUUGCUGGACAUGUCGAGCAUGUGAAACGUUUAGUAUAGCCAUAAAUGAAACAGCAUGUCAAGCUUGUCCAGAAAAAGAAGUGCCCAAUGUCGACUCGACGAAAUGUAUAGUCAUACCCGAAGAAUAUUUAUCACCGCGUGAUAUUAUUGCAUGGCCAGCAUUGGUUCUUAGUUGUAUUGGCCUAUUAAUGGCCAUUUAUACUGUUGUUAUUUUCAUACGGUUUGCUCAAACACCAGUUAUAAAAGCAUCCUCACGUGAAUUAAGUUUUUUUCUUUUAUUUGGUAUCUGUUGCUGUCACCUUUGUACAUGGCCUUUGAUUCUCAAACCACAUGCUAUUACAUGUCUUUUCAUACGUCUUGGCGUUGGAUUAAGUUUAACUAUAUGUCUAGCUGCACUACUGACGAAAACCAAUCGUUUAGCACGAAUAUUUAAUAACAGUCAACGUUUAACUCAACCAUCCUGUUUAUCACCUCGAUCACAACUAGGUAUUUGCGGUGGUAUAGUUAGUGCACAAUUAAUAAGUGUACUACUAUGGAUAAUCAUAUCUCGGCCAUACACACGUAUUAAAUCCGAACAGAAACAUAAUCAAAAACGUUCGAUUUUAGUAUGUCAAACUAAUAAUGAAUAUAUUGUAUGUUCAUUGAUUUAUAAUAUGAUCUUGGGUAUAUAUUGUACAUUAUAUGCGAUUAAAACACGACAUAUUCCAGAAAAUUUCAAUGAAGCAAAACAUAUUGGUUUUGCCAUGUACUCCGUUUGUAUCAUAUGGUUAGCAUUCAUAGCAAUCUUCUUUGGUCUUCGAAGUAGUGACAAUUGGUUUCGGAUUCAAUUGGUAACUCUGGCUAUUUGUCUUAGUUUAUCCGCGACUGUCAUACUUUUAUGUUUAUUUGCACCAAAAUUAUAUAUUGUUUUAUUCAAUCCGUCCAAGAAUAUUCACGUGAAAUUUAAGACAACACUAUCCACUCCACAAACAUCGAUUGAACGUCCGAGCACAAGUAAUAAUCAAGAAGAACUUUCGACCACAGCUGCAAUGAACCAUCGUCGUCGUCGACACACAUCAUCUGACUACACAACCGAAGUGUCAUUAUUUAAUUCGAAAUCAGAUAGUUGGGCACUAAAUUUAAAUGACGAGACAACGCAAACAGCAAGUAUUAGUGGCGGUAGUUCAUUUCUAAACGAUGCAUGUACAGAUGCUGAACGACAACAACAACGUCAUUAUACAUCUACACACGAUAAUGAAACAACUGAUCUUUUGUCAACAUCUAAACAACGAACUAAUUCCAAUUAUUUACAACAUACUCCAUUGAAGCCGACAUCGUCAAAUUUAGUAUCGGCAGCUGAAAAUCCAUGGAAGAAAUUGAGUAAUGUCCGAUACAAACUUGAUGGAAAUGAUGUUAGUCAACAGAACUCACAUUACCAUCAUGUUCAUGCGCAGCAUAUCAGUUUUGUUUGA
Molecule: messenger RNA, 4209 nt
Organism: Adineta ricciae
Lineage: Eukaryota; Metazoa; Rotifera; Eurotatoria; Adinetida; Adinetidae
Source: the annotation of a GenBank genome assembly